Molecule: messenger RNA, 4141 nt
Organism: Nerophis ophidion (straightnose pipefish)
Lineage: Eukaryota; Metazoa; Chordata; Actinopteri; Syngnathiformes; Syngnathidae
Gene: ipo5
Product: karyopherin (importin) beta 3
Exons: 26
Coding region: 75-3356 (1093 amino acids)
Biological process (GO): protein import into nucleus
Cellular component (GO): nucleus; cytoplasm
Molecular function (GO): nuclear import signal receptor activity; protein binding
Source: RefSeq, a predicted model, not a curated record
CUAAAGCAGGGACUACCGGGCUCGAUCCGCCGCUUCUCCACCCGGCUGCUCUCUUUUUUUUUUGGACGUCUGCGAUGGCGGAACAGCAGCAGUUCUUCAUCUUGCUGGGCAACCUCAUCAACCCUGACAAUAAUGUCAGAAAGCAAUCCGAGGAGACCUAUGACACCAUCCCUGGUCAGACAAAGAUCACGUUCCUGCUCCAGGCUAUCAGAGAGCCAACUGCCGCAGAGGAGGUGCGACAGAUGGCAGCAGUGCUCCUGCGACGGCUCCUGUCAUCCUCCUUCGAAGAUAUCUACCCAGGCCUGACACUGGAGAUGCAGACUGCCAUCAAAAUAGAGCUUCUGGCCAGCAUCCAACAGGAGACUUCGCCCAACAUCCGCAAGAAAGUCUGCGACAUUGCAGCAGAGUUGUCUCGCAACCUUAUUGAUGACGAUGGGAACAACCAGUGGCCGGAGGCACUCAAAUUUCUGUUUGACUCUGUUAACUCUGACAACGUUGGCCUGCGAGAAGCUGCCUUACACAUUUUCUGGAACUUCCCGGGGAUCUUCGGCAACCAGCAACAGCAUUACAUGGACGUCAUCAAGCGCAUGCUUGUUCAGUGCAUGCAGGACCAAGCAAACCCGCAGAUCCGCACACUGGCAGCCCGAGCUGCUGCCUCCUUUGUUCUGUCUAAUGAAAGCAACACAGCCCUGCUGAAGCAUUUUGCUGACCUACUGCCAGGCAUACUGCAGGCAGUGAAUGAGUCCAGCUACCAAGGAGACGACUCUGUCCUCAAAUCGUUGGUGGAGAUUGCAGACACAGCACCGAAAUAUCUGAGACCUCACUUGGAGGCCACUCUGCAGCUCAGCCUGAAGCUUUGUGCAGAUACCAACUUGACGAAUAUGCAGAGACAAUUAGCGUUGGAAGUCAUCGUCACUUUAUCAGAGACUGCAGCAGCCAUGCUGAGGAAACACACCACACUCGUAGCUCAGAGCGUGCCCCAGAUGCUGGCUAUGAUGGUGGACUUGGAGGAUGAUGAUGACUGGGCCAUGGCUGAUGAGCUGGAAGAUGAUGACUUUGACAGUAAUGCUGUUGCAGGAGAAAGUGCCCUGGACAGAAUUGCCUGUGGUCUGGGAGACAAGAUUAUUUUGCCCCUUAUUAAGCAUAACAUCAUGCAGAUGCUCCAGAACACUGACUGGAAGUACCGCCAUGCUGGACUGAUGGCGUUGUCGGCCAUUGGUGAAGGCUGCCACCAGCAGAUGGAGGCUACCCUUAAUGAGAUUGUUGGCGUUGUACUUCUAUUCUGUGCUGACCCACAUCCAAGGGUGCGGUACGCUGCCUGCAAUGCUAUUGGACAAAUGGCCACAGACUUUGCACCAACCUUCCAAAAGAAGUUCCAUGAUAAGGUGAUUUCAGCACUGCUUCAGACCAUGGAGGACCAGAGUAACCCCCGAGUUCAGGCGCACGCUGCUGCAGCCCUCAUUAAUUUCACAGAAGACUGCCCCAAAUCUUUGCUUAUCCCUUAUCUGGACAACUUGGUGCAGCACCUUCAUGGCAUCAUGGUGGCCAAGCUGCAAGAAUUGAUUCAGAAGGGCACCAAACUGGUCCUGGAACAGGUGGUGACCUCAAUUGCGUCCGUGGCGGACACGGCAGAAGAAAAGUUUGUCCCGUACUACGACCUGUUCAUGCCCUCACUCAAGCAUAUCGUGGAAAACGCUCUGCGAAAGGAGCUGCGACUGCUCCGAGGCAAGACCAUCGAGUGCAUCAGCCUCAUCGGCCUCGCUGUUGGCAAGGAGAAGUUCAUGCCAGACGCCUCUGCGGUCAUGCAGCUGCUCCUCAAAACCCAGACUGACUUUAAUGAUUUGGAUGACGACGAUCCGCAAAUCUCCUACAUGAUCUCAGCCUGGGCCAGGAUGUGUAAGAUCUUGGGGAAGGAGUUCCAGCAGUAUCUACCGGUGGUAAUGGGCCCUUUGAUGAAGACCGCCUCCAUCAAACCUGAGGUGGCGCUCCUUGACACCCAGGAUAUGGAGAACAUUUCAGAGGAUGAUGGCUGGGAGUUUGUCAACCUUGGAGAUCAGCAGAGUUUUGGCAUCAAGACUGCCGGCUUGGAAGAGAAGUCCACUGCCUGCCAGAUGCUGGUGUGUUAUGCCAAAGAGCUAAAGGAGGGUUUUGUGGAGUACACGGAGCAGGUGGUGAAGCUGAUGGUUCCUCUGCUGAAGUUCUACUUCCAUGAUGGUGUGCGGGUGGCGGCAGCAGAGUCCAUGCCGCUGCUGUUGGAGUGUGCGCGGGUUCGAGGCCCCGAGUACCUCACCCAAAUGUGGCUCUUCAUGUGCGAUGCCCUCAUCAAGGCCAUCGGUACCGAGCCAGACUUGGACGUCCGCUCCGAGAUAAUGCAUUCGUUUGCCAAGUGUAUCGAGCUGAUGGGAGAUGGAUGUCUGAACAACGAGCAUUUUGAGGAGCUGGGUGGCAUUUUGAAAGGGAAGCUUGAGGAGCAUUUUAAGAACCAGGAACUGAGGCAUGCCAAGAGACAGGAUGAGGACUAUGACGAGCAGGUGGAGGAAUCGUUACAAGAUGAGGAUGAGAACGAUGUGUACAUCCUCACCAAAGUGUCGGACAUCCUGCACUCUGUGUUCAGUAGUUACAAAGAGAAGGUGCUGCCUUGGUUUGAGCAGCUGCUGCAGCUCAUUGUCCAGUUGAUAUGUCCCAACAGGCCGUGGGCUGACCGGCAGUGGGGGUUGUGUAUAUUUGAUGACGUGGUGGAGCACUGCAGCCCGUCUUCCUUCAAAUACGCCGAGUAUUUCCUGCAGCCCAUGUUGCAAUCUCUGUGCGACAACAGCCCCGAGGUUCGGCAAGCGGCCGCCUACGGCGUCGGCGUUAUGGCGCAAUACGGCGGAGAGAGCUACCGCCCGUUCUGCACAGAAGCCAUCCCCUUGCUGGUCCGAGUCAUCCAGGCGACCGACUCGCGCCUCAAGGAGAACGUCAACGCCACAGAAAACUGCAUCUCUGCCGUCGGAAAGGUGAUGAGGUUCCGGCCCGAGUGUGCAAACGUCAAUGAAAUCCUUCCUCACUGGAUCAAAUGGUUACCUCUCAACGAGGACAAAGAGGAGGCCGUGCACACCUUUGACUUCCUGUGUGACCUCAUUGAAAGCAACAAUCCCAUCGUCCUCGGACCAGACAACUCCAACCUGCCCCGCCUCUUCCUCAUCAUCGCCGACGGCGUGGCGAACGAGUCUGUGAAGAGCGAAGACGCCUGCAGCAAACGUCUGGCCAACGUCAUCCGUCAAGUGCAGGUGUCGGGGGGGCUGUGGGCCCAGUGCAUAUCAACACUGAAUGAGAGUCAGCAGAAAGCCAUACAGGAUCUACUGAAUGCUGCAUGAACCUUCUGGUCACACCCCCGACCUUCACAAAGCCCCUGAAGUAAAGUUGACUUCAUACACUCCUCCUCUCCACCUGCAGAGUGCGUAUGGACACUGGCCUCCCCUCCCCUCCCCUCCCCCACCCCGCCCGCCUGGCCCAAUGUACAUCCCACACUCAACAGACUGGAGGGUGCAAACACGGAGACCCUGAUGACAUCAUAGUCUCAUCCCCUUUAGCUAGAUGUUUGUUUCCAACCAUUCCCCUCAAUGUGACUUGUCCCGGGUCAAGAGACACAAACUCACCAAUUGGGAUGGGAGGGGGUGAUAUAUUUGGGAGGAAGGGUACAGGACCUGGUUUUGGACUGCACACAUGAUUCAUGAAUGAGGUGACGAUGCACACUGGGCAAACACUGCCUGUCUCCUGUGAAUUUUAUCAUUUUUUUUCUUUUUUUGCUCCCAUUAACCUGAGGGAAGACGGCUUCCGGCAGAGGAGAUGUUUGCGGAGUAACGGCAUGUUUAAGUGGCUAACUAGUGAAUAUACUUCCUGGGGGGGAAGAUUCAAUGGUGACUUUUAAGCAGCUUUUUUUCCAUAGCCUUCCAAUUCGAUCAGAGGAUUUUUGUCUGAACCAGUAAGCCUCACUUGUAGGUAGCGAUGGGUAAAAAAAUAUCAUGGUCGGAGGAUAAAGACUUGUAGAGUUUGUGAGCGUGCCAUUAUACGCGCGACUGUAUGCUGUGACCCUGACCGUGCGGCAGGGAUGUGAUGGCGUUUCAAAAAGUACAAACAAUAAAAGUGCAAAACAUUGAAA